Molecule: messenger RNA, 1131 nt
Organism: Thyridium curvatum
Lineage: Eukaryota; Fungi; Ascomycota; Sordariomycetes; Thyridiales; Thyridiaceae
Exons: 3
Coding region: 1-1131 (376 amino acids)
Source: RefSeq, a predicted model, not a curated record
AUGGAGUCAAAGGGGCCGCUGUUCGAACGCCUUCCCGAGGAGGUCCAUCUCAUCAUCUCGGAACACGUCGAGAGGGGCCAUGGUACUCUGAAGGCGCUGGCCUGUGUCAACAAGCGCUUUCGUGCGAUUUACCACAAACGCCUAUUCACCCGCAUGUACAUCCAUGGCAACAUGGAUCGAAGAAUCCUCACCACCCUGCUGAUCAACUUCUGCUUAGAGCGUGGAUCAGACAGCGUGAAGAAGCUACAGAAGCUUGUCACGCAUGCUACUCUCGACGGUGAUCGUGGCCGCCUUGCGUCGGCCUACAAGGAUUAUACGACUGGCAAACCAGUCAAGGUGUACGGCUUCGGGUCUCAGAGGCCCCCAAGAUUGUUAUUCUUGAUUGCCGAAUCUAUCCGUUUGAUGCCGAAUCUCGAGACUCUGAUCCUCGACACCAGGGGUCUCGAGUGGGAGGAGGAAGAUCCUUUCUUCACCAUGUUGGCCAGGGGCAACCCACUCCGACUCAAGAACAUUGAGCUCCACCUAGCUGCUCCCUGGAGCUAUCACCGCGCUGCACGGUUCCUGAAACAUUGUCAGCUUGACGCACUAGAAGGGCUCAAGGUGAACCAGGAGUACUUCUUUGCCAUCGACGAGCUUCCGUCGGACAACAAGAUCAAACGGCUGAGCAUUGUAGAGCAAAUGGGAUGCCAAGCCGAACUACGAAAGAUCCAGCCCCACGAAUACGUUGAGGCUCUCUGCAAAAAGCUGCCCGCUUUGGAGAGCCUGGUGUUCCUCGAUCCUCACUUCGAGUAUGGCGACAUUGAUGAAUUCGACGAGGUCCGAGGCUACUUGGAGAAAUCGCGAUCAUCGCUCAUAUCUGAACUGAACGCACGCCCAAGACUGAAUCGACUCGCAAUGUCGUUCCCCCUGGCCGCUAGCUUGGAAAACGAGGACAUGGUGGCCGAGUUCAAGGAGGGAUUUGUGAAGGAGGUGGCAGAGGGUGUCGAAGGACUUCUCGAGUUUUGCAUCAUAGGCUUCCAUUUCCGCCGUUACAGUGCCAGCCGAGCGGUUGCGGGCGGCGAGGUCACCUUGGAACGGCGCGAGUUUGACUCUCUCCGCGACAGGAACUCUUUCCCCUUCAACAUCUUUUAG